AUGCGCAACACGAUGGCCAGGUUUCUUUUUGUUUUCGGCAUUCUAGGACUAUGGACACAAGCAGGCUGCGGGGAAAGUAACGAUAAAUAUGAUAGCUACACCCUCUUCAGACUUUACCCCAAAGACGAGUUACAGUUGGAUGCCAUUAAACUGUUUGAGGACCCAAGUAACAGCAUUGAGGUGCUGAAGAAAAGCCGCGGUUUCAAUGAUAGCACAGACAUCCUAGUUCCCCCAGAGCGUUUGACUCUCGUCGAGAAAAUCGCUAAGGAAAACCACUUUAAUUACCAAGCGAAAAACAAUUACGGCAAGUCAUUCGAGUCUAUCGAAAGGGAGCCAAGAAGAAGAGUACUGCGCGCGUUCAACGUAUUCGAAUAUCAUUCGUAUGCAUCCAUUCAAGAAUUCAUCGAAUCCAUGGCAAGCAAGCAUCCAGAGUUAAUCAAGCUACAGCCUUUAGGCUUAAGUUACCAGGGGCGCAAAAUGAAACUUGUGAAAAUAUCACAAAACCAUAACGCCGGGAACCCUAUCAUAUUUAUUGAUGCAGGCAUCCACGCGCGCGAGUGGGUGGCUCCCGCGAUGGCGCUGUACCUCAUUCAGCGGCUGGUCAUGGACCCCGAGGCGAGGAAGUACGACCUGCGCGGCGUGGACUGGUACAUCCUGCCGGUCGUCAACCCUGACGGCUACGAGUACACGCGCUCGGGCAAAACUCACCGCAUGUGGAGGAAGACGCGAUCUAAAAGCGCGUUCGCUGACUGCUACGGCGUGGACGGUAACCGGAAUUACGGAUUCUAUUGGGCGGUCAGCGGCGUCUCGAAGAACCCCUGCGACACGGAGACGUACGCCGGCCACAAGCCGUUCUCAGAGCCGGAGACCCAAAUGGUGCGCGACGUGAUGCUGGCGAACGCCGACCGACUGAAGCUGUACGUGUCAUUGCAUGCGUACGGCCAGUACUUGGUGUACCCGUGGGGCUACACGGCGGACUACUUGCCCCAGCAGUGGAAGAAGCUCGACGAACUCGCUCGCAACGUCUCCGUGGCCGUCCAAAGGGCUGGAGGGCGUCCGUUCAGGGUCAUGAGCGCCGGCCAAUGGUACCCGGCCGCCGGCGGCAGCGAUGACUUCGCUUUCGGCGCGGUCCAUGUGCCCUACUCCUACACGAUGGAGCUGACAGACGGCUUCGAGUUCCUGUUUCCCGAAAGCCACUUGUCCACCGUGCUUCCGCAGUUCUACGAAGGUUUCAAAGUCUUCGGCUCGAGGAUCAGGAACGAGUUCUCGAAAAGACGCUGUGCGAGACACGAUGACGUAGUUGGGAAUGACGAUGACGUGGGUGACGUUGAAGGU
Molecule: messenger RNA, 1335 nt
Organism: Iphiclides podalirius (scarce swallowtail)
Lineage: Eukaryota; Metazoa; Arthropoda; Insecta; Lepidoptera; Papilionidae
Source: the annotation of a GenBank genome assembly